CUUGGAAAGGCAGCCAGAAUUGCUGUGUGUCUCAGCUUUCAACAAACAUGGGUGGAUUCCUAACAGGCCGUCAGUGUUCCAUGUGCACGGAGAAUCUAAAAGACCACAGUUUUUGGGACUUCUUUAGGACAUGGGUGAGAAAGUACUUUUGGCUCAUCCCUGUCAUUGUUAUUGUGCUUACUUUAUUGAUCAUUUACUGCUCGCGGGUCCCACCAGAGCUUGACUGCAAGUGCCCUAAAGACCAAGCCAAGCUGCUUCACAACAUCUCCCAACUGGAGGCGGAAAACCUGAGUCUGAGGAAGCAGCUGGCCAAGAUGGAAAAGGAGAUGCAGAAGCUCAAAAGUGUUAUAGGCCAGACUGGAAAAAAAACUUCGCAACUUUUGGCAAAGAAGCAAGAAGAAGCCGAUGCCCUGAGCAAGGAAUUGUCAGUUUCCAACCAGUCCCUUGUACUAACCAGACAGCUUCUGGAGAAGGAAAAGAAGAAAGCCCAAAGCUUGCAGAGUCAACUGGAGAAUGCUCAGAAGGAGCUCAGAGAUUCCUGUCAGAAACAUCUGAACACAUUGGAAGAAAAACUCAAGUCUUCAGAUAGUAAAGCUGAAGAAUACAAAGAUAAAAUAGCGAAGCUUCAGUUGCAGAUGGAAGAAGAACAGAGAAACCGAGAUAGGUUUACAAAGGAAAGCGCAGAACGGGAGAGCUAAAUGACCAAAUUGCAUGGCCGCAGCAGAAAGAGAGUUCCACACAAAAUAUCUUAGAAGAUUAUGGAUCCAUUGCGAUAUGGGCGUUUGUGAUUUUGGGCCUUCUCAUCUGCUGUGUCCAAUGUUGCUCGAAAGAGUGGUAGCAUUGCCAUUCAAGAAGGUCUUGGGAUAAACGACGGACACUGCUGCAGCUUGAAAACGAAGUACUCCUUCUUAUUUGCUCAUUUGAAAAAUAAAUGUCUUUGUCAAUUACUGAAUUUGUUUCCCGACAGAGAUAUAUUUAUGUAUCUUUUUUUAAAAAAAUAUUUCCUAACUAUUUUAAAGUUGUACUUUAAAAGUAUUAUGGUUGGUCACCCAGUCAGCCAGAUGUUUGGACUGUAUUUGCCAUUUUUAUCAACCUAUUAAGUCCUUCUCAAGGAUUUGGGAUAGGCAGAUGUGGAUGUCUUAUAGUGUUACAUCCUGAUUGUCGCAGGAUGUAAGAUGUUCUGAGAAAAGCUGUCUUUUGCAAUUGACCGAUGGUGAUUUUGUCAAUGCCAAUGGCGUUCAAGUGGUGCUCCAGCCAAACUCAGAGAGCACCAAGGACCCCUCAUUUCAACCCUGAACUACAAAUAUUCUCCUUUAAUGGUGCUCCAGGUGUUUUGGGAUUACAGCCAAAGUGCCUAUUGCUAAUAGUACUGCCUUUGUUUUCUUUUGCCACAGUUUCUCUAUUUCCAUUUGCAGGUCUUUGUAUUUUAUUAUCUUCUCCAGUUCUUUAUCUUCUAUUCUGCUAUCUCCAGGUACUGCCAUAUCCAUGAUCAGAACUUUUUUGUUUUUCUUAUGAACAAUUGUUAACUCUGACAUGUUAUGUGGCAGGUGCCUGUUUGAAUUCUUAAGUCCCAAAGCACUUUAGCUUCUUCGUUUUCUUUUAGUAUGAUUAUAAACACAAUAACAUGAAAUCACAGUUGCCAGUUCUUUAGCUGGCACAUGGAGUUCUUCUCAAGACCAAGAAGUCGUAAUGUAUUGGCAUAACAUACAUGUGGAUCAAAGCAGUGUGGCUUUUUGUAAUUGACAGAUGGAAAUUUUGUCAAUGCACAGAUGUUCUUGUUAUUAUUGUUAUCUAUAAUAUACUAAUAUUUCAUGUGAAAUAAAAACACAAUACAUACUUAUCUAUAUAACUGUGUCCUCAUCUUGAAGGCAGAUGCUUGUUGUCUAGGAACUUUCCACAAUAAAUCUCUAUUUAACCUUUUCCAAAUAUUUAAUAAUUUUGAAUUCUAGAGAUGAAUCAUUUGUAUCUUCGUGGACUACAAAACAGCAUAUACUAAAAUUGGAUUGGGUAUCCUGCCAAUGUUUAGUAUGAGCUAAGCUUCAUGAACAUGGUUUAAUUUGUUUGGGCACAACAUCUUCUGUGAACACUGUCAUUCUUUUAGGGUUAAGGAUGAUAUAUGAACCCUUCCUUUGGUGAAAGCGAUUUCUUUCCAUUUCCGUGGCUGUAUUUCUAAAUUACAGUUAUUAUAAUUAAUGGCAUGCAGGGAGAGUGUAUUUUGGCAAGCAAUUUUCCCAAUCCAAUGGGGCUUAUGCAUAAUUCACCCAUUGUGUGCUUAAUUAAUUCUUUAUGCUGCUCCAGUCAAGCUACCCGAAGUCAAACUAACAAUUUACAAUUUGUCCAUAUGGUAUUAGAGUUAAAACCUAUAAAAUGCAACAAAACUCCACAUUGUUCCUCUCAUCUCAUGACCUGGCACCAACUACUUCAUGAGCAGCUAUUGUCCUCUCUCUGUAGUCCUUCCAGAAGCCUCCCAACAUACUAACAUGGAUACCAAUAGCAAUACUGGGUAGGACUUAGACAUAAUGCUUUACAGCACUUAUGAGUGAUUUACAAAUGUCAGCAUAUUGCCCCCAACAAUCUGAGUCCUCAUUUUACCAAGAAGAUGGUGUCCAGAGGAAGGGCACCAUCACCAAAAGAGUUCAGCCCCAAAUCCUGGGUGUUGUCAUUUACUUAAAGUAGGGACUUGUAGCACGUCUGCCUUCCUGAAUCACACUGGCUAGGCAGAUUCCUUAAAAGGAAACCAGGCCUCCAAAGAACACGAUGGCUGCACACCAUCAAAGCUGACACCAGCCAAAGCAUAAAAAAACUCAAAGAAGUAGUGCAAGAGUAGAAGAUACGGUGUUGACCCGGAAUCAGGAGAAAGCAUAGAUUGUGAAUACGUGUGGAUGACCCUGCUAUCUCUGGGUACUUGCAGAGUCAUGGAAGGUCACCCAGGAAAACACCCAAUGUCCCAAGUCACCCGAGAACAUGCAGUGUCUUUAGAGAAACACACAAAAAGAACAUCUUUAGCUAUUUCUGCUUCCUCUUACCUUAUCUAUGGUGUGCUAGACUUUCUGGGUGAAUUCUUAAUCUUAUGUGUGCCAGCUUUGCUGGGUGAAUUGUUUAUGUAAUCAAAAAGUAUAAAUGUAAUGAUUUCUUGUCAUUUGGGGCUUCCUCUCUUUUAGAGGGGCCCGUCUUUGUUCAGCUGAAU
This is a messenger RNA of Crotalus tigris (Tiger rattlesnake), 3187 nucleotides long. RefSeq names its product stress response protein nst1-like. The transcript is spliced from 4 exons. NCBI's taxonomy places the organism in Eukaryota, Metazoa, Chordata, Lepidosauria, Squamata, Viperidae. The record is from RefSeq and is a predicted model, not a curated record. The coding region runs from base 48 to 698 and encodes 216 amino acids.